AUCGUCAAAAUCGCUGUAGUUAAUGAGAUUCCCGAUAAGUCUUGCGCAAUCUUCAGCCUAAAUCCACACCUCAGUUGAUCAUUAUUCUGGAUUUAGGAUCUAACACAUUAAUUUUUGAACUGUUUUCUUUUCCAAAAAGAGCCCCCCUUUGCCAAAAAUUCGAGUCAAGUCAGUCUGUGGUAACUCCAUUUUUGUCACUGCAAAGAAAUCCUUAUCCUCAGCGCACUUGACAUCGGACGUGUUUAUUCUUUAGUUUUAAUUAUUCGGUGACAGUGAUUAGAGGACAACGAGUUGCUUCCAUUUGAUGAUCUUCGGGAUUCACGCUGUGUUUUUGAGUGCGGAACUUCAUUCGGGUUUUAUAUAUGUUUUGAAACUGGUGGGGUUUUUAGAGGAGCGACGGUCGUUAUGGCGGGGAUGUGGGCUUUUGCAGUGGCUUCGAUUUUUUGUUUGAUGUGUGUGUUGGUGGAGGGCAAGUACAUGGUUUACAACACUUCUUCGGGGAUUGAUCCUCGAAAGCUUAAUGUGCAUUUGGUUCCUCAUACGCAUGAUGAUGUUGGGUGGUUGAAGACUGUCGAUCAGUACUAUGUGGGAUCCAACAAUUCAAUUCAGGGAGCAUGUGUGCAGAAUGUGUUGGAUUCUUUAAUUCCAGCCUUGCUUGCUGAUGAAAACCGGAGAUUCAUUUAUGUUGAGCAGGCAUUUUUCCAAAGGUGGUGGAGACAACAGAGUGAAGCCGUAAAAAGGACAGUUAGAAAGCUUGUGAGCUCGGGCCAACUGGAGUUAAUAAAUGGUGGCAUGUGCAUGCACGAUGAGGCGGCACCACAUUAUAUCGACAUGAUUGAUCAGACAACACUAGGACACCGGUAUAUCAAGGAGCAAUUUGACGUCACUCCGAGAACUGGAUGGCAAAUUGAUCCCUUUGGACACUCUGCAGUUCAGGCUUACCUUUUGGGGGCAGAGGUUGGAUUCGAUUCUCUUUUCUUUGGUCGUAUUGACUAUCAAGAUCGAGCCAAAAGGAGAGAUGAGAAGAAGCUUGAGGUUAUCUGGCAGGGUUCCAAAACUCGUGGUUCAUCCUCUCAGAUAUUUGCUGGUGCUUUUUAUGCUGGGAACUAUGAACCUCCUACUGGUUUUUAUUUUGAAAUCAAUGAUGAUUCUCCUGUAGUCCAGGAUGACAUGGAUCUCUUCGACUAUAACGUUCACGAUCGUGUCAAUGAUUUUGUAGCUGCUGCCUUAUCGCAGGCUAAUGUCACACGCUCGAAUCACAUAAUGUGGACUAUGGGCACAGAUUUCAAGUACCAAUAUGCUGAGACAUGGUUCCGGAACAUGGACAAACUUAUACAUUAUGUGAAUCUGGAUGGCCGUGUCAAUGCCUUUUAUUCCACACCGUCUUUCUAUACCGAUGCAAAGCAUGCUCUGAAUGAGUCAUGGCCUCUUAAAUCAGACGAUUACUUUCCGUAUGCGGAUCGCAUAAAUGCUUACUGGACUGGCUAUUUCACAAGUAGACCUGCCACCAAGCGAUAUGUCAGAGUUAUGAGUGGCUAUUACUUGGCAGCAAGACAGUUAGAAUAUUUCCUAGGAAGAAGUAAAUCAGGACCCACAACCGACUCUUUAGCAGAUGCUUUGGCAAUUGCACAGCAUCAUGAUGCAGUUUCUGGUACUGAAAAGCAACAUGUUGCUGAUGACUAUGCAAAAAGGCUUUUUAUAGGUUACAAGGAGUCUGAGAGUGUUGUAGCUACUUCCCUUGGCUGUCUCAUACAAUCGUCCUCAUCUUCUAAGUGUAAGAGUCCAGCCACAAAUUUCAAACAGUGUCCACUUCUGAACAUAAGUUAUUGUCCUCCAACGGAAGUUGAUCUUUCCCCAGGGAAAAAGUUGGUGGUACUUGUCUACAACUCUUUGGGCUGGAAAAGAUCAGAUGUUGUGAGGAUUCCGGUAAUCAAUGAGAAUGUUCAAGUUAAAGAUUCCUCUGGGAAAUUAGUUCCAUCACAGAUUCUUCCCAUAGUCAAUGCUUCAAUGGCCAAUAGAAAAUUCUACGCCAGUGCACAUAUGGGUGAAUCUCCUUCCACCACCCCGACAUAUUGGCUUGCAUUUAAAGCAGAUGUUCCACCUCUUGGUUUCAGCACAUACGUUAUUUCCACUGCUACAUCAGCAGGUUCUUCCUUGAUUGAACCUACCAUAUAUACUUUUGAUGGAAGUCAGAAUGAGAAUAUAGAAAUAGGGCCUGGUGAUUUGAAGCUUAUAUACUCAGGACAUGAUGGAAAGCUUAUGCAAUAUAUCAAUAGCAAAAGCACGGUGAACAAUUCCCUAGAGCAAUCGUACAGCUACUAUACAGCGGAUGAUGGGAGUAAGGAUUCUCCCAAAGAUUUACAGGCUUCGGGAGCAUACAUUUUCCGGCCAAAUGCCACAUACCAAGUACAACCUUCAGGAAAGACUCCACUUACGGUUUUUAGGGGACCACUCUUUGAUGAAGUUCAUCAGAAGAUUAGCUCAUGGAUAUAUCAGAUUACGAGAGUGUACAAAGAGAAGGAACACGUUGAGCUGGAAUUUACUGUUGGUCCCAUACCUGUAGAUGAUGGAUUUGGGAAAGAGGUUGUGACCCAGUUAAAAACACAAAUAGGAAGCAACAAAACAUUUUACACAGACUCUAACGGCCGUGAUUUUCUAGAGCGGAUUCGAGACUACAGAGCUGAUUGGGACCUUCAAGUAAACCAACCGGUUGCAGGAAAUUACUACCCGAUCAAUCUCGGAAUUUACAUCAAAGAUGAAAGCACAGAACUUUCAGUUUUGGUGGAUAGAUCAGUUGGGGGCUCGAGUAUUAAUGAUGGUGAAGUGGAGAUAAUGCUACACAGGAGAUUACUCCAUGAUGAUGGUAGAGGUGUUGCCGAGGCUCUAAAUGAAACCGUCUGUGUUCAGAAUAAAUGCUCUGGUCUAACUGUUCAAGGUAAGUACUAUCUCAGGCUCGAUCCACUUGGAGAUGGAGCCAAAUGGCGCAGGUCAUUUGGUCAGGAGAUUUACUCGCCGUUUCUUUUGGCUUUCACCGAGCAGGAUGAUUCAUGGACAAACUUCCCAGUGCCAACGUUUACUGCCAUGGACCCUUCUUACAGUCUGCCUGAUAAUGUUGCCAUAUUAACGCUCGAGGAACUUGCAGACGGAAGUGUUCUUUUUCGCUUGGCACAUCUGUACGAGGAAGGAGAGGACAAGGAUUUAUCUGCGUUGGCAACGGUGGAUUUGAAGAAAGUGUUUCCAAAUAAGGUGCGCAAGAUCAAAGAAAUGAGCCUAUCUGCUAACCAAGAAAGGGAAGAAAUGGAGAGGAAAAGAUUAUCCUGGAAAGUAGAAGGCUUGAGUACAAAGCCAAAGGCUGAUAUCCGAGGAGGGCUCGUAGAUUCUGAUUUGGUUGUCGAACUCGGCCCCAUGGAAAUACGAACCUUCAUCAUCCACUUCGACUCAAAAGAUGUCCUGAAGGCGGACAGAUAAGUUGCUUCCAUCCUGUCCGUUUCUUCCAAUAAAGAGCUCGAAUAAUGGCAACGCGGCUGAUGAUCAGUGUCUGGUGGUUCUAUGGGCUAUUGACUUUGCAGCAAUGUAUGAAACUGAAACUUUUGCAUUUCAAGUGUAUUUUGGAACA
Andrographis paniculata is the source of this 3616-nucleotide messenger RNA. RefSeq names its product probable alpha-mannosidase At5g13980. The transcript has 29 exons. Gene Ontology annotation, biological process: mannose metabolic process. NCBI's taxonomy places the organism in Eukaryota, Viridiplantae, Streptophyta, Magnoliopsida, Lamiales, Acanthaceae. The record is from RefSeq and is a predicted model, not a curated record. The coding region runs from base 406 to 3468 and encodes 1020 amino acids. Gene Ontology annotation, molecular function: carbohydrate binding; alpha-mannosidase activity.